This is a messenger RNA of Nomascus leucogenys (northern white-cheeked gibbon), 1416 nucleotides long. The record is from RefSeq and is a predicted model, not a curated record. NCBI's taxonomy places the organism in Eukaryota, Metazoa, Chordata, Mammalia, Primates, Hylobatidae.
CCUGCCCACCCCUCUCGCGGGCGGAGCGGCUCUUGGCCUUUUUUGGGCGUCUCCCUGCUCCGCGGCCCGGGCUGGCGGGCGGGCGCUCGGCUGGCGGCUGCGGCGGCAGAGGGAGACCCGCGGCAACCCCGGCAACCCCGGGCUCGGCGUCGCUGCCACCAUGACGGGAAGCAAUAUGUCGGACGCCUUGGCCAACGCCGUGUGCCAGCGCUGCCAGGCCCGCUUCGCCCCUGCCGAGCGCAUCGUCAACAGCAAUGGGGAGCUGUACCAUGAGCACUGCUUCGUGUGUGCCCAGUGCUUCCGGCCCUUCCCCGAGGGGCUCUUCUAUGAGUUUGAAGGCCGGAAGUACUGCGAACACGACUUCCAAAUGCUGUUUGCUCCGUGCUGCGGAUCCUGCGGUGAGUUCAUCAUUGGCCGCGUCAUCAAGGCCAUGAACACCAACUGGCACCCGGGCUGCUUCCGCUGCGAGCUGUGUGAUGUGGAGCUGGCUGACCUGGGCUUUGUGAAGAAUGCCGGCAGGCAUCUCUGCCGGCCUUGCCACAACCGUGAGAAGGCCAAGGGCCUGGGCAAGUACAUCUGCCAGCGGUGCCACUUGGUCAUCGACGAGCAGCCCCUCAUGUUCAGGAGCGACGCCUACCACCCUGACCACUUCAACUGCACCCACUGUGGGAAGGAGCUGACGGCCGAGGCCCGCGAGCUGAAGGGUGAGCUCUACUGCCUGCCCUGCCAUGACAAGAUGGGCGUCCCUAUCUGCGGGGCCUGCCGCCGGCCCAUUGAGGGCCGAGUGGUCAACGCGCUGGGCAAGCAGUGGCACGUGGAGCACUUUGUCUGCGCCAAGUGUGAGAAGCCAUUCCUGGGGCACCGGCACUAUGAGAAGAAGGGCCUGGCCUACUGUGAGACUCACUACAACCAGCUCUUCGGGGACGUCUGCUACAACUGCAGCCAUGUGAUUGAAGGCGAUGUGGUGUCGGCCCUCAACAAGGCCUGGUGUGUGAGCUGCUUCUCCUGCUCCACCUGCAACAGCAAGCUCACCCUGAAGAACAAGUUUGUGGAGUUCGACAUGAAGCCCGUGUGUAAGAGGUGCUACGAGAAGUUCCCGCUGGAGCUGAAGAAGCGCCUGAAGAAGCUGUCGGAGCUGACCUCCCGCAAGGCCCAGCCCAAGGCCGCGGACCUCAACUCUGCCUGAAGGCCCUCUUGCGCAGCCACCUCUUGGCCCCUCCGCCUUCUCCCCUCCCGCUGUCCAUGCUUGGCCCCCUCAUCCCCGUCCACCUGCGCCCUCCGCAUCUUACCCUCCCCUUCUCUUUCCUCAUUGCCUCCUCCCUUCCUGUUCCCUCAUCUGUGCCUUCCCCAUGUCUCUCUUCUCCUUGGCUGUGGCUUCUGCCUGUGAGGAGGCAGGAGCUGGGGAGUGGGAGCCCU